GUUGAGCCGCGAGCUGAAUUGACCUAUAAUCGAUAUCUUCAAGCUUUAGAGGAUUUACGACAAACUCAACCAGAAGAAAAUCGAGGUAUGCCACUUAGUCAAGAACAGGCUGAGAGAGUGUGGCUAGACUUGAUUGGUGGGCCGAGUAGAUAUGGGUAUGCCUAUGGCAUGCCUCAACAGACCUUUCGUGAAUAUCAUUCUGAGUUUGAAGGCUUAAGUAGUUCCUAUGAUGAUGAAUCGAUGAAGAAAAAUUUGGCUAUGGAGCAAAAGAUAGCGGAGCUAUCUAGCCAAGUCGAAGACUCACGGGCUAGGGAAAGGCGGAGGGACAUAGAGUAUGCAGGUCUUAAGGCUCAAUUAGAUGCAUUACUUGCUUCAGGAGGGAUUCCCCCUUGUUCCAAUGAUGUCACUUUCCCUCCUCGACCCUCCCAGCCUCAACCUACUCGAUAUCCAGUGUAUGGUCAACAAAGAAAUAUGACAGAUGAGUCUAGUAGUGAUGAAGAAGAUGAGGAUCAUGUGGCAAACACACUACCGCAUUAGUGAAGUUUAUAGUUGUAAUAGAUAAUCUAAGUUCUUUACUUUAUGGCUAUUUUAUGGGACUUAUUUGUUUUGUGAAUACAUGAUAACAUUGAAAUCCUAUUAUAUAACUUUUGGAUUUUAUGGUUUUUCUUUCAA
Molecule: messenger RNA, 672 nt
Organism: Solanum stenotomum
Lineage: Eukaryota; Viridiplantae; Streptophyta; Magnoliopsida; Solanales; Solanaceae
Exons: 2
Coding region: 88-537 (149 amino acids)
Source: RefSeq, a predicted model, not a curated record